This is a messenger RNA of Spodoptera frugiperda (fall armyworm), 1226 nucleotides long. It is a transcript of the gene Rsph1, whose product is annotated as radial spoke head 1 homolog. Gene Ontology annotation, biological process: spermatid development; axoneme assembly. The record is from RefSeq and is a predicted model, not a curated record. The transcript is spliced from 4 exons. Bases 115 to 1047 code for a protein of 310 amino acids. Gene Ontology annotation, cellular component: motile cilium; nucleus. NCBI's taxonomy places the organism in Eukaryota, Metazoa, Arthropoda, Insecta, Lepidoptera, Noctuidae.
UUUUAUGUUCGAUGGCAUUGGAAUGUCAAUUUAUAAGUCCAUUUGUUUGUCAAUAGUAGGGAUUAUUUUUUUGGAUUUAUUUGCAAAUAAUUACAUAAUUAAGUAGUUUUAACAAUGGCUGAUGAAGCAAAAGGUGAAGGUCCAGAGGAUAUUGAUACAAUCGGGAUAUAUGUAGGAAAGAGGAACGCUGAGGGCGACAGACACGGGGAGGGCUGGGCACACCUGCCCAAUGGGGAUUAUUAUACAGGAUGCUACUGCAGAGGACAGAGGAACGGGAAGGGCUUGUACGUGUUCAAAAAUGCCGCCCGAUAUGAAGGGGAGUGGCGCCGAGCCAUGAAGUAUGGAGUGGGGCGCAUGGUGUACCCAGACGGCUCGCGUUACGAGGGAGACUGGAGACAUGAUGUGAAGCAAGGAUUCGGAGCCUACUAUUACCCAAACGGAGACAUUUACGAGGGCGCCUGGUUCAAGGGAAAACGUCACGGCCUUGGCACCUACUUGUUCGCAGAAUAUCAGGUUAAAUUCAUGGGCACUUGGGUCGAAGGAACGAUACAAGGUCCUGGACAAAUCAUCUACCCUCGUUACCGCUACCAUGGUUCUUGGCUAAAAGGAAAGCCCAAAGGUCCUGGCUGCUUUGUUUUCGACACGAAUUGCAUGCAACAUGGAUUCUAUCUGCUGAUCAAGGACCCAGCUAACAUGGAAUUCGGUGAAGGCGAAGAGGAGAAAGAAGAAAAAGAAGCUAAGGAUGAUAUGAGAAUGGAAGAGGAGGAGGCUGAGGAAUUUGAUGAGACAGCAGGUAAAGUAGCAACAUGGCGUGCGCGGAACGUCACGGCGUACAUGGCAGAGUUCCUACCACAAGAACCAGUUCCUCUACCAGUCCACGACUCGGUGCCUUCUCUUACUGACGAGAGCUGCGUCUUAACUGAACUACAGUUCGACCAACCUUCGAUCUCACCAGAGGAGGAAGGAGGGGAUGACAAUGAUUCCUGGCUCUUACAUAGACAACAGUUCCUUGAGGAAACUGAACAGAAAGAUGCGGAUAAGGCUUGAAGUGUCAUCUUUUGUGGACCAGUGAAAUGUGUUUUAUUUGAAUUAAUGUAGAGCUUAAUUUUGCAUGAAACUAUUUGUUCUAUCAUGUUGUAAAUUAGUGCUUGAAAUGCACCAUUGAAAGGUUAUUGAAGUAUUGCUUUGACUGGUAAACUAAAGAUGUAUUAAUUAACAAUAUACUU